AUGCAUUACCUGCGUUUACGGAAACACUUUCGAUUCAACAUUCAAUUCUUCGGUUCCCAACGACGUGACAGCGACGAGUAUUACCGACAGCUGUUCCAUAAGCGGAAACAAGGCGUGAUCGGCGAAGUGAACGUGUCCACCGAUACUCCGGUCGUUGUCUUCAAGAAGGACGAAAAAACGAAGCAGCUCAUCAAGAACGCUAUUCUGAAGAACAAAUUCCUCGGUGAUCUCGACGAGUCGCGGAUAGAGAACCUGAUUUCGGUGAUGUACCCGAAACGCGUGAAGGCCAACACACGGAUCAUUCACGAAGGCGAAACCGGAUCUCAUCUGUACGUCUCGGAAGAGGGCAGAUUCGAGAUCUACGUUGGGAACACAUACCACGGAUGCUUUGGUCCUGGCGUCGCUUUCGGAGAACUGGCUCUCUUGUACAAUACCAAAAGAUUAUGCUCCAUCGAUGCGAAUACGAAUGGAAAGAUCUGGAUACUGGACCGACAUGUGUUCCAAACGAUAAUGGCGAAAAGCAGCGAAGAGACCAUGGAACAAAAUCUGCUGCUACUUCGUAAAAUUCCGAUAUUCAAGGACUUCCCAGAAGAGGCUCUGUUAAAGAUUUCUGAUCUAAUAGUUGUGGAAUUCUAUAAGUCGAAUAUGUACGUGAUACGGGAAGGUGAUCGUGGGAACAAGUUCUACAUCGUGAACGGCGGGAACGUGAGGAUAACGAUGAACAAUUCGAACGGAAUGGAACAGGAACUGAUGAUCCUCGAGAAAGGCGACUACUUCGGCGAGAAAGCACUCUACGACGACGGCGAAUCUCGUCGACAGGCGAACGUGAUCGCGAUGCCGCCCGGAGCAGAGUGCUUCACCAUCGAGAGAUCAGCCUUUCUGACUUAUCUCGGUGGUCUGGAGUCAAUCAGAAACAAAAACUGGCUGCAGCACCAAAAGUCGACCGAAUCGGACGAUUGGGACGAACAAUUUCGGAAUUUAUCCCUAUCGGAUUUAGAUGUCGAGGGCACCAUUGGAACCGGUGGAUACGGUCGAGUGGAACUGGUUACAGUGAAAUCGACAUCGAACGUCAGCUUCGCACGGAAGAAAGUGAAGAAACACUUGAUCACGCAGGGUAACUUCCAGAAGAUGAUCUACAACGAGAAGAUGAACUUGAAGCUGUGCGAUUCUCCUUUCGUUUGCAAACUGUACAGAACCUUUAAAGACAAACGGUAUCUGUACUUACUGAUGGAGGUGUGUCUCGGAGGCGACUUACGGACAGCUUUAAACAGAAAUGGCCGGUUCGAGAAUUCAACGACUCGAUUCAUCGUCGCGUGCCUGAUCGAAGGACUGAAACACGUUCAUUCCUUGGGCAUCAUUUACAGAGACUUGAAACCUGAAAACGUCGUGAUCGAUCACCGUGGCUACGUUAAGCUCACCGAUUUCGGGUCCACCAAGAAGAUCGGUUCCUACCAGACCAAGACCUUCGUGGGCACGCCGGAAUACUUGGCUCCGGAAAUUAUUCAGAGCAGAGGUUACAACCAAGCUGUCGAUUAUUGGGCACUGGGAAUCCUCACGUACGAGCUACUUCUAGCUCGAACGCCUUUUGAAGAUAUCAACGACAUGGAGAUGUACAACAAAAUCAUUCUUGGUUUCAAUAAAUCUUUAUUGCCACCUGCUUUACAAAGUGCCGUAAAACAUUUUAUUAUGUCUCUAUUGCAAAACGAUCCUGUUAAAAGACUUGGGCAUAUACGAAGUGACAUUCGAAAUCACAGGUGGUUUAAUAAUUUCAACUGGCACCAACUACAGAAGCAAACGAUGCCAUCGCCCAUUGUGCCAACGGUAAAAGGUCCUCUGGAUCUGAGAAACUUCGACAGAUUCCCACCGGAUCAUAAGCCGGCGCCAGUCGAUUUUUCCGACUGGGACGCGAAUUUUUGAAUUGGUACAAAAUUAUUGUUAACUAAUUCAAUAUAAUUCUC
Molecule: messenger RNA, 1958 nt
Organism: Dufourea novaeangliae
Lineage: Eukaryota; Metazoa; Arthropoda; Insecta; Hymenoptera; Halictidae
Product: cGMP-dependent protein kinase 1-like
Exons: 11
Coding region: 1-1917 (638 amino acids)
Biological process (GO): protein phosphorylation
Molecular function (GO): cGMP-dependent protein kinase activity; ATP binding
Source: RefSeq, a predicted model, not a curated record